UCUCUUCCUGUCCCAGAGAUGCUAAUGCUGUUGGGUUGGAAAGAAGAUAAAACACACAAAAACACACACAAAAACACACACAAAACAAAACCUGCAACAGGAAAGUCUCCUCCAACUCUCAGCUUGCACAUCGCUGCCCAGAUGUCUUUCGCACCAGUGCUGAGUCCAACAGUCCCACUCUCCAAUGGUCUGCAGAUUCCAAUAUUUGGAUUAGGCACAUCACAUUUUGGCGGAUACUCUCAUGAUUCCAUUGUGUAUGCGCUCACUGAAUGUGGCGUGCGUCACAUUGACACAGCAAAGCGCUACGGCUGCGAGGAGAAACUGGGUAAAGCUAUCAGAGAGAGUGGGAUACCACGAAGUGAUCUGUGGCUGACCAAUAAACUGUGGCCAGGGGACUACGGGUACAAAGCCGCAAAGAAGGCCUGCCUUGAAUCCUGCUCACAGAUGGGGGUGGACUAUUUUGAUCUGUACCUGGUGCACUGGCCAGAGCCAUUGCAACCUGGUAGCUCCAACAGGGAGAUGAGAGCUGAGACCUGGAGAGCUUUGGAGGAACUUUAUAAAGAAGGGGUGUGCCGUGCUAUUGGAGUGAGCAACUUUCUGGUCCACCACCUGGAACCGUUAAAGGAAGACUGCAGUGUUGUGCCACAUGUGAAUCAGAUGGAGUACCAUCCUUUUCAGCAGCCCAAUCACCUGAAAGAUUACUGUCAUCGGGAGGGAAUUGUGUUUGAAGGGUACAGUCCCCUGGCCAAGGGUCAAGUCUUCAGCGAGCCAACCAUUCUCCAGAUCGCAGAAAAGUACAGACGCACACCUGCUCAAGUCUGCAUCCGCUGGAGUAUUCAGAAUGGUGUUGUCACAAUACCAAAAUCAGUAAAAAGGAAGAGGAUACAAGAAAAUUGUCAAGUGUUUGAUUUCCAGCUGGAGGAGUCGGACAUGGCCACUUUGAGUGGCUUGCAUGAUGAGAGACAUGUGACUUGGGAUCCAACAAAUGUGGAAUAAUGAUAUGUGAGAAAAACUCAGUGUUUGUCCUGGAAUUAGUUUUGUCAGUAACCGUUAGCGGAAGAACUAAUACGAUUUGAAUUUUGUGUUUGUUCAUUACACUUUGUGUGCCACCGUUUGCCUGGAAGGAGACUCUAUUAUGAUGUGAAGUUUAUUCAUCUCCUGGAUGGAAUGACUAAAAAAAGGUCCUUUACUUUAUAGGAAGCUAUAUUGUUUAUAAUGCAAAAACAACUUAAUCUUACAAGCAUAUGUGACAGAAAAGAUGUUGACAAAGGUUAUGAAUCUUUUUGCAGAUUUUUCAGUAUUUCCCAAAUCUUAAUCUUAAAGGCUUGCAUAAGAUUUGCAUAAGAUGAGAGUAAACGGUAGAUUUGGUUGCGAUCCAAUAUUAUUCUCAUGUAUUUUGUGAAUUGUUGUGUAAGCUUUUUUUUGAUGAUGGUUUUCAGCCACUGCAAGCAAUAAAAAAAUGGCUUCACUUUAACAAUACAAAAGCAACUGCACAAGAA
This is a messenger RNA of Dicentrarchus labrax (European seabass), 1499 nucleotides long. RefSeq lists its product as uncharacterized. Bases 19 to 996 code for a protein of 325 amino acids. The transcript has 8 exons. Gene Ontology annotation, molecular function: oxidoreductase activity. Lineage: Eukaryota; Metazoa; Chordata; Actinopteri; Moronidae. The record is from RefSeq and is a predicted model, not a curated record.